AUGCCGUCUGGUUGGCUGGAUGCACUGGACUCGGAGUUGCAAGAGUCCAGAGCCUCCCAGCGCUCCGCUGGGUCAUGCGUGGAAGAUGCUGCAGGGCUUGCUGGCAAAGCUACAAGUUCUGCUUCUGCCCGUUCCCGUUCGGCGCCUGUGCGUGGUCGGGGACGCGGGAGACCGGUGGGCAGCAAUAUGAUGCGAGAGUUUCGGAAGCGCAAGGUUGAGCAGCACACCGAAGCCGAAGCAGAAGCAUCGGAUGAUGAGGCCCCUGAGGCCAACUUGAGCCCGAUUGAGAAGGCCCGGAAAGUUCUGCAGGAGAAGCGCGCUGCAAAGGCCAGUUCCUCCACAGCAGACAAGAGAGCAGCCGUGCAGUCUGGGGAGAUUCAAGCAUUUGGUGCUUUGCAGCAUAUGCAAUCUGUUGGCUCCCUGGUUCAGCUAAACUUGCUGGCGGCUGCUGCUGAAUCAUCGCAGCAAACACAGGAGGACGAGGCUGGUGUGCUGCGUGCUCACUUGCGGGGCCGCUUGCUCACGACGCCUUGGAAGGCCCUUUCCAGCUUGUUCUCAGAGGCCCCUUCGACGGUGGCCUCCAAAGCCCGUUCUGUUGGUGCUGCUGUGGUGGAGCUUGGAAGCUGGCUUUGGUCGUCGAUGUACUCGGCUAUGCAGCCUUUGUAUGAUCCGGCUUUGCAGCCACCAGGCACUCGACCUCGGCUACGGCCUCUGAUGUACGUCAUGCGUUUUCGCUAUGAUGAAACCCCGUCAAAGGUUCGAGUGCUUACCACUGACAAGCAUGGGACCGUGGUCGUGCCACGCCGUGACGCGACCUCUGCGCUGGCCGAAGUGUCUUCGGUUACCGAAGUGCUGACUGCAGAAACAGGAGCCGGCCUCGUUGCCAAGGGCAGCGCAGGAAUGCGAGAGCUGGUUGAAACCUCCGUGCAGUCGAAGAUUAUCCAGUGCGAGUAUUGUACUGGAAUGCUAUUGCAAGAUCUGCAGUCAAAACAGUAUUACUGGGUCUUUGGCGAAUUGCCCACUUGGCUUAUGGCAGUUGACCGCUGCACAGGAGAGAACACGCGCCGCUGCUUGAUGGAUGUGGUGCAAGCAUCGCCGGAGAUGUCAAGAAUCUGGUCGUCUUUUGAAAUCAAGCUUCGUGUUUCUACAACGGACCGCUUCGGCGCAAAUGCUCGAGCCGAGGCGGGGUUGACUGAGAGCGAUUUCAUGCCGGCGUUCCGCUUCUCUCACAUGCCUUGUGAUGUCCAUCGUCUGUCCACGGCUACGGGCUCGGCGGUGCUUCUUCAAGCUGCUGAUGUCAGCGGUGUCCUUAGCACUGGUCUGGCAUGCGGCUCCUUGGGAUCUACUCGCAAAUUACGCGAGAUCCUGUCGCGCAUCUUCAUGGAGGAGCUGGACGUGGAGUACUCGAGCCCGCCCGUCUCCCAACAGCGUGAGCACAUGCUAGAGCUUUUGCUUCCGGCGGAUGCCCCGACGCGUGCUUUGCGCAAGCAGAACAGCAUCCGCAAGUUCAUCCUGCGGCGGUUCCUGAUCCUUGGCCUGUUGGAGCAAGUGCAGCAAGUGCUUCCGGAGAGAUGGGUUGUCAUGAACGGUGAUCUGAGUGACGGAACAAUCCGUCACCACUGUGUCUAUGGCUGCUGCCGCAACCAGGCAGAGACAGCAGCAUAUUUCAAGACGUACGUGGUUUGGGCUUUGCUGCCGGCCAAGAUCCCUGUGUAUAGCCGCAAAUCCUGGGUGGGAUAUGACUCCGCCAUAGAUGCCAUCGCCCUGUUAGAAUGCCACCACGGUCUCUUCAGCCGCUGUAUGGAGAAGUUUGUGGGUUCCCCAACGAAUCUGCCAAAAGCUGACGAUGACGAGGCACGAGGCCCGGUGCCGCAGGGCUGGGCGGCAGCGUUGGAAGCCGAGGUGCACGUGGCCCCUGUUUCCUCCGCCGGCUCUGCUGCGGAACCCCAAGCAGACGUGCAGCAUGCUGCUGCAGAGGACGGAGAAGGCCCAGACCGACAGCAGUGGGCAGAGUUCAAUCGGAAGAAGAAGCAAGAUGUACGCUCCUGGUACGGCACGAGACCUGGGAAUCGCUUGCUUUUGCUGAAGGAAAUGCUAUCUGUCAUGCUCGGGCUGAUGCGGCAUUUCUUGACACUGGGCAGCAGGCGUUGGGAGGAGGCACAGUUGCUGCAGGUUGCCCGGAACGAGGACCGCGACUACAUCAUGUUGUCUGCCGCCCGAGGUGCAGAAGUUCAAGCGGCCAUGCAAGCUUUGAAAGACCUUCUCCACAAGCCCAUGCGAGCGAUCCCAACUGGAGAGGUGACUGCAGCGUUGGCUUCCCUGCGCUUCCGCUUGGGCUCAGCUGCAAUGUCUGCUAUGCAUGUCUUGAUUCGCACGCCUCGCCAGAACCUGCCGUACUGCAUGUUCGGUGUGUUGCAGAAGGAUGCUGCAGGUCGACAGGAAGCUCUCCGGAAGCUCACGGCAUUUCCGCCCUGCAUGCAUGACAGUCUCUUCUCGCUCCUGCGGCAGCACUUCCCCAGCGAUGCGGACUUGGAGAGCAGCGACUUUGAAGCUGUUCUGACUGCGCUGGCGGCCGCUUACUGCGUGGACAUAAGCACCAUCGAGUCACGACAUGCCAGUUCUCGAGAAUUCACGCUCUUGAGAAGCAGAGGUUGGGUGCCAAAUCUGGAAGCUGUUGGAUCCAAAUUUGCAACGCAGCGCUAUGCCAAUGCGCCACCGGCCAGUGCACCACCGGAGAAGACUGCAGAGAAACCAAAGCAACCGCGCGGCGGCGGCGGUCCGUGGCGAGCAUUCGUUUCAGACCAGUCUGCCGGCCGCCAGUUCUCCAGCACCACUGCCUUGUCGGAGGAGUACCGUGCACUCGCUGAUCACGAAAAGCAGCGAUACAAAGACGCAGGAGCAGCCGGAACAGCAGCUCACCAAGCUGGGUUUCCCUCGUUUGGGGACUCACGGCGCCGACAGCAACGCCAACGCCUCCGUAGCUUGCCUCCGCCAGCUCGGGCGGGGGAGAUUCUGCCAGGAGGGGCUAUCGUUCUGCCGGACGUGGAACGUCCCAACCAGGUCGUGCCCUACAACGGUCCGAGUUUCGAGGAGGAGCUGGAGCAGCACAUUGCGCAGAUCACUGCUCCCGGUCUCCUCGGCAACGAUGGUCUCAACGAGGCGGAAGUCUUGGAGAUAGAAAGCUUUCAGCAAGAUCUUCCAGCUGGCACUCCUCUCCUUGCGGUGUUUGAGGGACAGAACGCUCUGCAGCAAAGUUUUUCCAGGGAUACCUUUUCAAGGACGCAGUCUCGCGGACUGUCCGAGCGUGGUGUCAGCAUCACGGGAUUGACAUGGACACCCCCGACAGCACGCUUGGUGGAGGCUCUGGUUGUGUAG
Messenger RNA from Symbiodinium sp. CCMP2592, 3375 nucleotides. The record is from the annotation of a GenBank genome assembly. Lineage: Eukaryota; Dinophyceae; Suessiales; Symbiodiniaceae.